Molecule: messenger RNA, 2193 nt
Organism: Vicia villosa (hairy vetch)
Lineage: Eukaryota; Viridiplantae; Streptophyta; Magnoliopsida; Fabales; Fabaceae
Product: F-box/FBD/LRR-repeat protein At3g26920-like
Exons: 3
Coding region: 106-1362 (418 amino acids)
Molecular function (GO): protein binding
Source: RefSeq, a predicted model, not a curated record
AUUAUUAAGCAGAUUGACAGGCGCCUACUAUACACCAAAAAAGAACUCAACAAACCCUAAUUGUUGAUGGCGGCUUACAAUCGAACUCAGUGAAAGAAGAAGAAAAUGCAGCGAUGGAGAAUUUCUGAAGCAGAUAGAAUCAGCCGUUUACCGGACGAAAUCCUCAGCCACAUUCUCUCUUUUCUAACCACCAAAAAGGCAGUUCGCACAAGCUUAUUGUCCAAGAGAUGGACUGAUCUAUGGCAAUCUUGCGACACUAUCGACUUCACCGAUAUUCAAGUAGAUUGCAAUAGAACUAAUCGCAAGUGUAACAAACUUGUCGAGUCCGUUUUGGCCACAACUGACUCUCGCAACAUCAACACUUUCCUUCUCGAAAUUCUGUACGGUCACCCUCAUUUUGCCUAUAAGGUCAGUUUUCGCAACGUAGUCAAAUGGGUUAACAUGAUUGUUCUUCAAAAUGAACUCAAAAAUCUUUGUCUUCAUCUAGAUGUGGAUGAAUAUGACGAUGAAGAUAACAACGAAGAUGAACAUUUUUUGCCUAAAUUGCCUACGAGUAUUUUCACUAGUCAAACCCUUGUGAGUCUCGAUCUGCGGCGGUUCUGUGUUAAGGGUUUUAAUUUUUCUUCAGUUGGAUUUGGAUUUCCGUCACUUAAAACACUUCAUUUGGAUGACGUUGAGUUUCCGAGAGGUCGGGAUUUCUUGUUGCUUCUAUCCGGAUGUCCAAUUCUCGAGGAUUUAAAACUGUUUCAAGUAUGUUUGCGUUGUUGGUUUAAUGUGUCUGUUGUCCUCCAGGAGUUUGAAAACUUAAGGUUACCCAAAUUGACAAGAACAAAUAUCAUUGAAUGUUUGUGGGACAUUUUACCCUUGGAAGCACUCUCUACUUCUAAGUCUUUGUGCUUAGAUACAUUACAACACCAUUUAGCAUUCAAGGCCCAAGCCCAGACCCAGGUUCCAUCCGAUGAUAUCCCUAUCUUUUAUAAUUUGACCCACUUGAAGCUUCAUAAUAGUUGGGAUUUGGUUGUACGAGUGCUCCACCACUGUCCCAAGCUUCAAAAUAUUGAACUUUUUGAGGAUAUGUACGGGGCAAGGGGGAACGGAGAUGAUGAUGAAGAAAGUUGUGAGGAAUUAGAAUUUGUUCCACAAUGUCUUUUAUCCCACCUAAGAAGUUGCACUAUUCAGAAUCUUGGACGCCUAGAGCGGGAUCUUAUAUUACCAACGUAUAUUUUGAAGAAUGCAAGAGUUUUACAAACCAUGAAAAUUAAAAUCUGGUACCGAAGUGAACAACCUGAAAUAGAAAGAAAAUUCUCCUUAUGCUCGAAAGCCUCUGCAUCAUGCCAACUCUUAUUUUAUGCCAACUUUUAGUUUAUGUCUAACAUAUAGACUAUGUAGGUAGCAGUUUUGCUAUUUUGUUUGUUGUUUCUUUAUCUGAUACCAUGAUUUGGUGAUUUGAAGUUUGAGCUAUGAGUUAUGGGCUAUUAUGAAAAUCACAACUUUGUCUCACAACAUGACACGAUACUUCUUAACGGUUUUUCAGUUUAUUUAUUUUUUUAAUUUGUUUAUUACUUCAACUUAAAAAUGAACCGUUUUGUCAUACCUGUUUCACUAAGAGGCAUGUUGCUUUCAUUUAUGUUUACAUGUCUAGUUGAUGUUUUGUUUUUGUAUAUAUACAUAAUAUAUUUUUGUAAAAGUUCUAUGACCCCGGUUUAAGGUUUAAAUGUAUGGCUUACACUUCAUAUUUUGGCAUACUAUGACCCUGGUUAUGCAUAAAGCAAAGGCAUGCUAUUCUGUUUAAUUCUGUCCAUGUGAGAUAUCGAUUCUUGUACAUAUUAAUUAAUGGCCGACACAUUAGUUGACUUGCAAACUGCUGUCAUUUGAGUUCUGAUGAUUAGAGAAAGAAAUGGAAAAUGUGAUGUAUAUGGCAAUGUUUAGUUGCAUGUUCUUAAUUGUCAAUGGCAAUGGAUAAAAGGCCUACAACAAGCAUACGAAAAGGAUUUAGCAUGCUAUCUCUGUGCUGUAAUGUUAAGUUUCUUCUACUUACUACUUAAUUUGUUUCUCAAUGGAGGGUUUACCUUGUUCUUCCAAUUUGUUUGAUGUCUCACGUGUUGCUUAAAUCAUUUACUCUUAGCAUUCUUCUUUCGCCAGGAAUUAUAUUGACUAAAGAUAUGCAUUUUGUCUCCAUCACCAUGCAAUUGU